Molecule: messenger RNA, 5526 nt
Organism: Oenanthe melanoleuca
Lineage: Eukaryota; Metazoa; Chordata; Aves; Passeriformes; Muscicapidae
Gene: MAPK1
Product: mitogen-activated protein kinase 1
Exons: 9
Coding region: 257-1363 (368 amino acids)
Biological process (GO): protein phosphorylation; intracellular signal transduction
Cellular component (GO): nucleus; cytoplasm
Molecular function (GO): ATP binding; MAP kinase activity
Source: RefSeq, a predicted model, not a curated record
CCCCCCUCCAUCUCCCGGGUCGGGCGGUGCGCGCGCGCGGCCGGCGGCGCCUCCUCAGAGCGGCCGCGGCGGGUUCGGCACUGACGGGGCCGACGGGCCGGGACCGGCGGAGCGGCCGGAGCAGGCGGCGCCUCUUCCUCCCUCCUCCUUCUCCUCCUCCUCCUCUCUCCUCCCUCCCGCAUCCUCCUCCUCGCCCCCCUCCUCGCCCGCCUCCGCCCCCCCGCGCGCAGGCACCGCGGUUCCCGGCACGGACAACAUGGCGGCGGUGUCGGGGGCAGGGGCUGCGGGCGGCUCCGCCAGCGCCGGCGGCCCGGAGAUGGUGCGGGGACAAGUGUUCGACGUGGGCCCGCGCUACACCAACCUCUCCUACAUCGGCGAGGGGGCCUACGGCAUGGUGUGUUCUGCUUAUGAUAACGUCAACAAAGUUCGAGUUGCUAUAAAGAAAAUCAGUCCUUUUGAGCAUCAGACAUACUGCCAGAGAACUUUGAGAGAGAUCAAGAUCCUACUGCGCUUCAGGCAUGAGAAUAUUAUUGGAAUAAAUGACAUUAUCAGAGCUCCAACUAUUGAACAGAUGAAAGAUGUAUACAUUGUGCAAGAUCUUAUGGAGACAGAUCUUUACAAGCUCUUAAAGACUCAACACCUCAGCAACGACCACAUUUGUUACUUCCUUUACCAGAUUCUGAGAGGGUUAAAAUAUAUCCAUUCAGCCAAUGUUCUUCACCGUGACCUCAAACCUUCAAAUCUGCUGCUUAACACCACAUGUGAUCUCAAGAUUUGUGACUUUGGAUUGGCUCGCGUUGCAGAUCCCGAUCAUGAUCACACAGGAUUCCUGACAGAGUACGUGGCCACACGUUGGUACAGGGCUCCUGAAAUCAUGCUGAAUUCUAAGGGUUACACCAAGUCUAUUGACAUCUGGUCAGUGGGCUGCAUUCUGGCAGAGAUGCUCUCCAACAGACCCAUCUUCCCAGGAAAACACUACCUUGACCAACUUAACCAUAUCCUUGGUAUACUUGGAUCGCCUUCCCAAGAAGAUUUGAAUUGUAUAAUAAAUUUAAAGGCCAGAAACUACUUGCUUUCCCUACCACACAAAAAUAAGGUACCAUGGAACAGGCUGUUUCCAAAUGCUGACCCCAAAGCACUUGAUUUGUUGGAUAAAAUGUUGACCUUUAAUCCUCAUAAGCGAAUUGAAGUGGAGCAAGCUUUAGCCCAUCCGUAUCUGGAGCAGUAUUAUGAUCCAAGUGAUGAGCCUGUAGCUGAAGCACCCUUCAAGUUUGAUAUGGAGUUGGAUGACUUGCCGAAGGAAAAGCUGAAAGAAUUGAUUUUUGAGGAAACUGCGAGAUUCCAGCCAGGAUACCGAUCUUAAAUCGUGCAUAGGACAAGGACUUAAAGGACUGGGCAUGCUCAAACGUUGCUGUUCCUCUUCCCAGUUCUUUAUUGUUGGUCAUGUCUUGUGGCCUCUCUCAGCUUAUCCACUAACUCCUUUGAGCCAUUCAGGAGGGCGGUUCCUGGUAGUUUUGGCUUUUCAUGCUUUCAAUGAAUCUUUUAAGCCUGAAGAAUUGUAAUUGACACUCCUAUGCGUAAUGCCCAUUGUUGACCUGUUGCAGUACUGUACUGUAUGUGCACCUACUGCUGCCCGUGUUUUAACUGCUUGCUUUCUGGUUUGAAAGAUGCAGUGGUUCCUUUCACUCCUGGAUCAGUAUCCAAGAAGAUAAUUCAUUAACCUGUAAGACGUUUACACCAUGAACUAUGCUUUUCUGACUUUACUGAAGUCGCUGGCAUUUUUUUUUAGAAAAGCUACUAUUCAGGGCACUUUAAGUCAGUGACAUCCCAGAUUUUUUUUGCACGUCCUUUUUAAAUAGAAAUGGUUGGUUAGCAUCCAGCAGAGUGUACCAUUAUGCUAUGGAUUGCAGCGUAAGUUGUGUUCAUGUUACUCUUGCUUAUGCACUUCUUUGGGUGUCCUGUGCUGUACAUAUAGGUAUUCUAUCCAGUGUAAGAGCCACAUAGGAGCCCAACUUUAAUGAAUUAAUCUAAGAAACAUUUUUCCAUGUAUUGAUGAAAUUUGUAUCUUUUUCUCCCUGCUUUUUCUAAGAGAGAUCAUUUAAAGUUUACCCUUUUGGAGGCAUAGUACUCCCAAAGUUCCUACCAUGCAGUAGUGUUUGUACAGCCUGUGCAAAGGCAAGUGGCAGCUGCAGCUGUUCUUUGCUCCCUGGGUGCUGGAAGGGUUAACACAGACCACGAUGGCACCAUGACCCCAUGGCCAGCGCUUUUCCUGGGCAAGGCAGCCAUAUCUGGUGGCAAGCAAGAAACCAAAAUGUGAUGUUAAUUAACUCAGUCUACAUCCUGCAUACCAAUGAAAUGCUUCAAAUGAGGAUUGAUAGUUUUGACAUUUGAAUCUAAUCACUGACAUUCAGAUUCUUGCAGAGAGGAACACUGCAUCUUCAAAUGAGAAAGUUUGAUUUUACUUUUGCUCCUACAGCAUGUCAGCAUCUCAAGUUCAUUUCUUGCAACCUACACUAUGGUGAUUUGUAAUCAAGCCUCCAUGAGCUCGUGACAUGAAGUACUGUUCUGUUGUCAAGUACUAUCAAACUUUUCUGAUAAUGCUGAGUUAGGACAACCAAACAAAGCUAGCACUAAAUACCGUUUAAAAUUGUAUACCUUUUAAUGAUCUUUUCAAGUAUUUGUUACUGAAAUUGUAUAAUGUGGAGUUUACUAGGUGUUAUGUUCCAGUGCAGUGCCUCCUUUUCUUUCCCCACUGCUCUCUGUGGUGAGAAAUUUGCCUUGUUUAAAAUAAUUACUGUGCCCUCGCAUGACUGUUAAAGCUUUCUGUGCAAAGAUGAUUGUCUAAGUGCCACAUGCCUAUGAGAAAAAAAAAUAAUCUAUUGUUACCUCUGAGUUGUGUUCAACUGAAAUGCUAUUCAACAAAUAACUUAGGAAAAAUAGUUCUAUUUUUAGCUUUUCAUAUCUCUGCUGUCUUUUUCUCAUUUUAUUUUGGCAGCAGUGAAGAAUGGAUUGUAUAAAGACUGCUUGCUAAUAUGAACAAAAUGCACUUGUAAUUCCUGGAAAUAAAUUUAAAUCUUAUAUCUUCACAUUAACAUUAAGAUUUAGUUUUUGGUUUCCUCUUGGGUAAUGUCUUUGAAUGGAAAUCAGGUUCAAUUGCUACUGUAGUACAUAAGGAUGCUGGCAGGUUAAUAACUCCAAACUUUCUCAUACCAUUUAGUCUGCUCUUCAGAGAAAUCUAGAAAGCCAUUAACUCAGACUCCAAUAGAUAAGGGUGCUUACAAGAUUCCAUUUCAGAAUUUUCUUUUUCCUAUAGUUUAAGUGUUAGUCUGCCAAAACUAAUUUUUAAUACGCAAGGGUUCAUCAUUAAAGGGCAUUUUCUAUUAGGAAGUUCCUGUGGUACAUAAAUCUCUGUUGUGGGGAACAAAUUCAGAGCAUUGUCAGGACACUGCACAAGUGAUCAUGGAAUUGUGGUAUGGAACCUAUGCUAAAAACAUUUCUAUAGAAGAAAUAUGCACUUGACUGUUGAUACCAGUGUAGAAAUUUCUCUUGACCUUUCUACACAUCUUUACCAAAAUGCUUUUCUCACUCAGUUUUGAAAAGUUGAAAUAUUUCUAGAAUCUCUGCUACUUGCAUGAUCAUCAUUACAACAGGAAUUAUUUUUGGCAUGAUUGGAAAGAUGACUGUUACUGAAAUUAGUUUGUAACACCUCAGUUUUAAUUUAUUAAGGAAGAAUUUUGGCAGCUUACUUCACCCUUAUCUUUCCUAAUUCUUUUUUUAAUACUUUCUUUAAUUUUGAAUGCUUGGGAAGGUGUAGACUUACCCUUGCAUCCUGUCUCUCUGAGUGAGAAGCCAAGGGUUUGCUUUACCUAAUGUCUGGUGCUUUUGGGCUUUCUUUCUUAGCUACUUUUGCUGAAUCCAAUUGGCAUCCAUCAGGAUCCAUAACUACAUUCAUCAGUCUUUUACUGAAGUCAGUAAACAUUGUUGGGUUAAAUUUGUUGAUACGUCAAAUGCUGAAGCACGAUUUUUUUUUUUUUGAUUUUUUUUUUUUUUUUUUUUAGUUUAGUUUUUUUUUAGUUUUUUUUUUUUGUCAGAUUUUGAAAAUAGUUUAAAGAAGGUGCCUCUAACAACACUGUGUUAGGUCAGUUAUUUCAUCAUUUUACAUUGAGUUCUUUUCUUUAUGCAGUUUUUAUAUUUUAGAGCAGAGAACAGCAACUCUUAAUCAAAGUAGCAUGCAUAUUUCAUGGUAAAGAUGCUUUGGGAAUAAGGAAUGUAAACAGUUCACUGUCAAAAACAUUCCAACCUUACAGCUGAAGAAAAAUAUGCAAACACAAAAUUCUCAUGGAUGCUUUGGCAAACAAACGUCUGACUCUGCUGUCCUGCCUGAGGCCAGACUCUUCCUCAGCCCUGUGACACCAGAGCUGGGCCACGCACCGGGAGCUGCCAGGAGCGCCAGUGGGGACAGAACUCGGCAGUGGCCAAACAAAACCUGAGGAGCUGAGCAGGGCUCUCCUUGCAGAAUGAGAGAAAAAAAAAACCUGCCCACUGUAAUAUGCUACGAUAUAUUUAUACCAUGUCAAAGUUGUUUGCUGAGCAACUGUACUAUAGAUUUUAACUUUAUUAAUAUAUAUUUGCUUAUGUUAGUGUAGUUUAUAUAGUCCUUGGUUAUUGAUAAAUUUAUUGUGUUGUUACAGCACAGUGAUAUGGUAUAAAUAUAGGUCUAUACAUACACACCAUAUACUUACGAAUUUGGUCCCUUGCAUAGUACUUUUAUAUUUGUACAGCAAUGUCUUCAAGCAAUCCCAGAUUUUAGGGGAAAUAUUUUUGUAAAUGCAGUGGUUUAAACAAAAAAGUCCAAACAAUCCUUUUACUAAGUUUUAAAUACAUUUGUGGUUCAAAAUGGUUUAGUUAACAAUUGAAAUCAAGACACUAAAUUAGCGAAAAGUGCACAUUAGUAAAGUGAAGCUUACAGUGUUUUUUGUAGCAUGUGCUGUGAUCAAACCAAGUGACACAUCGGCGGAAAUGUGAAAGUUGGACUACAUGUGUAAAUCUAGAACAAGUUUCUAAAGGUUGCAGCUGGUUUACUUACUAUUGUUGCCUUUUCUCGUGUUGUAUCAGUGUAGAGCACUCUUAAAAUACUGAAACUGCUUUGUCUUUGCUUUGUACUGUUGGUGCCUUCUUAGUCAUGUACCCCACAAGACCUGCAUAGCUAAUUUAGUUAAUGGUAAGCUUAAAAUAAAAAAGCAAAGGAAGAUUUUAUAAAAAUAAAUAAAUCAUUUUCUGUAUGUUCUUAUUCAUUGUAACAAUUAAACAUUUAUAUUGUGACAGAUUUGUGAUUUGGUUAAUCUGUAUAGAUCAAUUGUAAGUAGCAAAGGUUUAUAUUUCAUCUUAUUCUUCUGAUGUUGUAAACGUUUGUGAUUUUCUUUUUUAAAAUCAGGUAACUUAAUGUUCUGUCUUGUUUUUGGCAUCUCAAUCUUGUAAAAACAAAUGCAAAGAAAAUCAUUAAAUUGUGUCCCUGUAUUACCAAAC